AUGGCACCCAUUCCAGGAGUUAUUCGCGGGACAGCCCAAUUUGAGAACCAGAACAGCGUAUACUGGACAUACUAUGACCUGUACACCAAGAUAACAACAACUGACACGCAAAAAGGCUACAGCAAACCAGCAGGCAUCUCUCACAAGCUUCAAGAUAAAUGGGUGGUCAUUGCCAGUGUUCUUUUUGCGAUUCUCGUGGUGGGCCUGAUCUCCCACCUUUGCUUUUGGGGAAGACACAAGUAUCCGCGACAAACUGCAUCUACCGAGGAUAAGAUGAAGAUGGAGAACGUUGAGCAUCUGAAUAUGGUUGAGGAGUCUUGCUCAGAUGGCUGGAUGUGUUUCAUUCUGGCCUGUCAUGCUGCCAUUACCCUCGGCGUUGUGUGA
Molecule: messenger RNA, 384 nt
Organism: Penicillium coprophilum
Lineage: Eukaryota; Fungi; Ascomycota; Eurotiomycetes; Eurotiales; Aspergillaceae
Exons: 3
Coding region: 1-384 (127 amino acids)
Source: RefSeq, a predicted model, not a curated record